Eimeria mitis is the source of this 1839-nucleotide messenger RNA. RefSeq lists its product as uncharacterized. The coding region runs from base 1 to 1839 and encodes 612 amino acids. The record is from RefSeq and is a predicted model, not a curated record. The transcript is spliced from 4 exons. Lineage: Eukaryota; Apicomplexa; Conoidasida; Eucoccidiorida; Eimeriidae.
AUGCAUCACCUUAAGCUGCAGGCUGAAGCUCUGCUGUCUACAGUUAUGGGGGGUGGUGCUGCUGCUGCAGCAGCAAACAGAAGCAGCAGCAGCAGCAGCAGCAGCAGCAGCAGCAGCGGUGCUGCUGGUGGCAGUGGAAUGCAGCAGCAACACCACCAUCACCACCACCAUCAUGCUGGUGGGUAUGGGGGUAUGGGUCCUGCUGCAGCAGCAGCAGCAGCAGCAGGAGGAGCAGCAGCAGCAGGCGAUGCAGUUCUGGACCCAAUGCAGCAGCAACUGCUGCAGCUGGAAGCGCGACAGCAGCAGCAGCUGCAGCAAGUAGUACAGGAGCUGCAGCGUCAGCAGCAAGAAGAGAGAAUGAGGCAGCAAAUAAAAGAGCUAAAAGCAGGAGAGCAUGUUAUAGAUGAAACCAUUGUCUCCCUCGAGGCAUCGCUGCAGCGUGUUGCUGCUGCUGAAACAGCAGCAGCAGCAGCAGCAGCAGCAGCAGCAGCAGGAGCAGCACCAGGAACAACAGCAGCAGCAGGAGGCAACACCCCAGCAGCAGCAGCAGCAGCAGCAGCAGCAGCAGCACCGUUUCCUCUUCUUGACCCUACAAAUAUAAAUACACUAAAUGAUAGUAUAUAUAUAGAGACAAAAAUGCGGCUGGGGAGACAGCUAGCACAGCAGCUGAAAGCAGCAACAGAAGCAGCAUUAGGUAGAUAUGCUGCUGUGCUGCAGCAGCAGGUGCAGCAGCAGCAGCAGCAGAUCUCUGCUGCAGCAGAAACACUGCUUGCUGCUGCUGCUGCUGAUGCAGCACAAAGAAAACAACAAAUAGAAGAAGAUAUACAAAAAAUUACGACGAUGAAUAUGCAGACAGAAGCAGCAGCACAGUUGCUGCUGCUGCAGCAGCAGCAGCAAGCAGCAUGGGAAACAGCACAGACACAGAAUUUUGCUGCUCUAGAUAUACUUCUUGAUGCUGCAGCACAAACUGCUGCUGCUGCUGCUGCUCUUCCUGCUGCUGUUGCUGUUGAUCUAUCAUCACUGCAGCAAGCACAAAGACAAGCACAAGAAGCAAAAAGAGAGAUAAGACAAGAAAAAGCAAAGCUGCAGCAGCUGCUGGCUAUCCUUGAGUCUCAUCUAGCUAGCGAGCAGCAGCAGCAGCAGCAGCAGCAGCAGCAGCAGCAGCAGCAGAUGAUGAUGCAGCAGCAGGGACUCUUCCCCUUCUCCUCCAUGCAAAGACAACCAGCAGCAGCAGACGAACCCUAUGCUGCUUAUGCUCUACCACGGCAGCUGCCGCAGCAGCAGCAGCAACAGCAGCAGCAGCAGCAGCAGCAGCAGCAGCAGUACUUGAUGCAGCAGCAGCAGCAACCACAGCAGUUCCAUCAUCCACAGCUGCAGCAGCAACACAUUCAUCAGCAGCAUUUCUCACACAUGCAUCCGCCGCAGCAACACAUGCAGCAGCUGCAGCAGCAGCAGCUGCUGCAGCAGCAGCAGCAGCGCAACACUAUGCCUCCCAGCAGCAGCAGCAGCAGCAGCAGCAGCAACAGCCACAGCAAUAGCAGCAGCAACGGCAGUGGCAACAGCGACAGAAGCAGCAGCAGCAACGGCAGCAGCAGCAGCAACGGCAGCAGCAGCAGCAACAGCAGCAGCAAGAGCUGCAGCAACAGCUGCAGCAAACGCAACGGAAGCACCAGCUGCAGCAGGAAGAGCAGCAGGGAAACGCAGCAACGUGAGAUGCAGAUGCACCAGCAGCAGCAACCGCAGCAGCAGCAGCAGCAGCAGCAGCAGCAGCAGCAGCUGGAGCAGCAGCAGCAGCAGCAGCAGCAGCAGCAGCAGCAGCAGCAACAGAGGGAAAGCUAA